This is a messenger RNA of Emericellopsis cladophorae, 249 nucleotides long. RefSeq lists its product as uncharacterized. NCBI's taxonomy places the organism in Eukaryota, Fungi, Ascomycota, Sordariomycetes, Hypocreales, Bionectriaceae. The coding region runs from base 1 to 249 and encodes 82 amino acids. The transcript is spliced from 2 exons. The record is from RefSeq and is a predicted model, not a curated record.
AUGUCUUCCUCUGGCUUCACCCCCCAACUGCCUUGCGGUGCCAUGUCCGCCGCCUCGCAUCCAGUGAUUGACUUCCACUCGAACCCAGAGGGUACCCGCGAGCACGGCAGAUCACCUGGCGUUCUCUGCCCUAAUUGCCGCCUGGAUGGACAUGAGAUCUGGGUGAUUCCCGGCCGGAACUGUAGAGUCUGCAACACCGCGUGCGACGUCGACCUGCCGCACCCCGACCGCUCUCCUCACCACUUCUGA